Elaeis guineensis (African oil palm) is the source of this 1712-nucleotide messenger RNA. Its product is annotated as protein RICE SALT SENSITIVE 3. NCBI's taxonomy places the organism in Eukaryota, Viridiplantae, Streptophyta, Magnoliopsida, Arecales, Arecaceae. The record is from RefSeq and is a predicted model, not a curated record.
CCAAACACCUAACCUGUGGCCAAACUUGCAGAACGCGCUCACCUCCAGAGAAGAGAAGGAUAACGGUUGGGAAGGAGUGGGGCGCCCUUGGUGACUUGUUUUAAAACUAGAAAGCAACUCCUUGUCCCACCUCUACUUAUAAGAGAACCUUCAGACAGGCUAAGAACUUCCACACUCCAUUUUCUUUUUUCUUUUUAAUUCUCUUUCUCAUGGAUGGUGGGCUUCCUUUGCUUAAUUGUCUAUGGCAACAAGCUCUUAGAAGCUUCUGUUCUUCUACUAAUUCUUCCAAAUGGGUAUAUGCUGUCUUUUGGAGGAUCCUCCCUCGAAACUAUCCUCCACCAAGAUGGGAUGAUGGACAAGGGAUCUUUGAUAGAUCCAAUGGGAACAAAAGAAAUUGGAUUCUGGUAUGGGAAGAUGGCUUCUGCGAUUUUUACGAGUGCGAGCGUGUGGGGAAUGCUUUCAGGAAGGGGAGAUCCUUUGGGCCUGACAUCUUCUUUAAGAUGUCACAUGAGGUCUACAAUUAUGGUGAAGGACUGAUGGGGAAGGUGGCAGCUGAUAACAGCCACAAGUGGGUGUUUGGGGAAUUCCCCACAGAAACAGAUCCCAACUUCUCUUCUUCAUGGAAUGCACCACUUGAUUUACAACCAAAGGCUUGGGAAUCCCAGUUCAAUUCUGGCAUCCAGACUAUCGCAGUUGUUGCUGUAAAGGAAGGUGUGAUUCAACUGGGUUCACUAGAUAAGGUUGCAGAAGAUCUUAACUUGGUGAUCAAUAUACAGAGAAAAUUUAAUUACCUUCAGAGCAUUCCUGGCAUCUUUGCUAUGCAACGACCUUAUGCAGUUUCUUCAGAUCAUUAUACCAAUAUGCCCAAACACAACCUGCAGAUUAGUGAGAUUUCGAAGUGCAGGCCGAGACUUGGUUGUGAGGAGGAAGAGGAAUUUCCAAGCAAAUUGGCUAGUUUUGAUUGGAAUAAACCCAUGAAGGGCUCCUUUUUCCAGCAUAUCCCUCCCCAUCUCCCCUCAAUGUCUUGCAGUCUUGGGAUGCUUCUAUCUAGAUUACCUUCUGUGACUCCACCAAACAGCCAUGCUCAAUCUUUAACUUCUGCUAGAAAUAAUGUGUUUCAUGCACCAAAUUUGCCUUCCAGUUACAGUCAGAACUCCAGUGUGAAACUCAACUUAUUUGAAGUGCCAGAAAAUAAACCCCAGCUCAUCAGCCAUUACUCAAGCGAUCCAUGUCAGGUGACCGCAUUUCUGCAAGAAUUUGAUGUUCAAGGAAUGGUUCUUGUCCAGGUUGAAUUAUUAGGAAACAGAUCUGAGGCUAUUCAUUAAAGGAGGCGACAGAAGUUGGAUUGUGACCAUUCCAUUAGAAAAUAUUUCGAACACUUUUCGCAUUCAUAGAGGGAAAGAGAUGGUGCAGCCAUUAAGUGAAUAGUUAAGAAAUUGUUAGGAAAUUGGAUUGUGAAAAACAAGUGGAUUACAUCCAAUACUAAAGUAUUAUGUACGAUGAUAUGGAAAACGAUGUUACAUCUCAACUGACAAUGAAGUAGCACCGAGGAUGAUCCCAAAAAGAUGGACAAGAUAACAGCUGUAUGCCGUUGGCUAUAGAUUGAUGAUAGUUAAAAUCUCAGCUUAAAAAUAUAUUCUGAUAUGAAGUUUCUACCUGGUUGUCAUCUGUUUGACUGAUUGGGUGGUAAGCCACAUUUUUGUUAAAAAAAA